Messenger RNA from Dictyostelium purpureum, 627 nucleotides. RefSeq lists its product as uncharacterized. Bases 1 to 627 code for a protein of 208 amino acids. The record is from RefSeq and is a predicted model, not a curated record. The transcript has 4 exons. Lineage: Eukaryota; Evosea; Eumycetozoa; Dictyosteliales; Dictyosteliaceae.
AUGUGUAAACCUCUUGUAAAUGGUCUUUUAAGCUAUAUGGUUGGAACAUUUUUAGAACGUAUUCAUCAUUUUUCAUCCCCUAAAAAAAGCCCCGUAUCAAAAUCUAGAAGAGGGUUUUUAAACAAGUUAGAUAAUGAUAUUACUCCCUCAAGUCGUGUUGGUCACGUAUUAAGAACUUAUAAAGAUCUUAAAUUUCAUUUGAUUCCUCAAGUAGCAACAUUAACAUUGCUCAAAGAUACAUUAAAAGAUGAGAAAAGUUGGAUUACAAUUGAACUUGAUGGUUAUUAUAAAGUCUGUAAAAUUGAUGAAAGAGACGAAAAAGUUCCUACAUUUAAAUCAAUUGCAGCAAUUGGUUUUAAAACUCAAAAUCGUGAAGUUAAUCCAAGCAAAUCCCAACAACAAACCCAACAACAAACCCAACAACAACAACAAGCCCAACAACAACAACACCCACAACACACCUCAACAACCCAUUCUAAUUUUGAUGAGGAAUUAGAACAACAACAACAACAACAACAACAAGCCCAACAACAACAACAACAAUUUCAAUUUCAAUAUCAACACCAAUAUCAACAUCAGCAUCAGCAUCAAAAUAAUCAACAACAUAAAAAAGAGGGAAUGCUAUAG